Folsomia candida is the source of this 2075-nucleotide messenger RNA. Its product is annotated as acetylcholine receptor subunit alpha-like 1. The record is from RefSeq and is a predicted model, not a curated record. Gene Ontology annotation, cellular component: neuron projection; synapse; postsynaptic membrane. The transcript is spliced from 16 exons. Gene Ontology annotation, biological process: nervous system process; signal transduction; regulation of membrane potential. The coding region runs from base 470 to 2029 and encodes 519 amino acids. Gene Ontology annotation, molecular function: acetylcholine-gated monoatomic cation-selective channel activity; transmembrane signaling receptor activity. NCBI's taxonomy places the organism in Eukaryota, Metazoa, Arthropoda, Collembola, Entomobryomorpha, Isotomidae.
CUUCUCAAUCGAAGUCUGCUCCUUGAGCUGGAGCCACUCCGACGUUGGCUUUCUGCUUCUCUCUCCUCUCCUCCACAUGAAUUCGCUCCGCUUUUCAGAUCCCUAAGACCAACUGCUUGUGGAGCGAGGAUUCCGAAUUUUCUCCCGUGCUCAGUCCCACUAAAUCUAGGAACGUCUCGUUUUUCAGGAGCUUCUGCCCUCAAAAUUCUGUAGCUUCCCAGUACUGUGAGAGCUUUCCUUCGUGUUGUUCCUGUCACAAAUCCCUCAUGUUGUUUGGUUCGUCUGAAACAAUUAAAAAAUAACCAGCGCGAAUAAAAUUCAAUAAGGAAUCAGUGGAAGGUAGCCUCCUUCUAUUUUCGCAUUCAAGCAUAUCGGGAGCUCUAUAGUCAUUCCUAUAACUUUUGUAAAGAAAGAAUUCAUGGACGUGACAGUUUAGCACAUGAAUAAAUACAUACACGUCGUGUGAAGGAUGGCGAGCUGGAUGCUGCAACGAAGAAUGAUGUUCACCCUGCUAGUCAUGGCCAUCGGAUUCAUUCCUUCCAAAAUCGAAGGCAACCCGGAGGCUAAGCGUUUGUAUGACGACCUUCUCAGCAAUUACAACCGACUCAUACGACCCGUUGGAAACAAUACGGACAGGCUCACAGUGAGGCUAGGUCUCAAGUUAUCUCAACUAAUUGACGUUAAUUUGAAGAACCAGAUCAUGACCACCAACGUAUGGGUUGAGCAAAGUUGGUCAGAUGUGAAACUUAGCUGGAAUCCGGAGGAUUAUGGAGGCGUGGAGAGCCUGCAUGUUCCUUCCGAGCAUAUUUGGCUUCCAGAUAUUGUGCUGUAUAAUAAUGCGGAUGGCAAUUAUGAGAUUACCAUCAUGACGAAGGCUAUUCUAAAUUUCACCGGAACAGUAAAAUGGACACCUCCAGCUAUUUACAAGUCAUCUUGUGAGAUAGACGUGGAAUAUUUUCCCUUCGAUGUCCAAACAUGCACUUUAAAAUUCGGCUCCUGGACGUACGACGGUUACUUGGUGGAUCUACGCCAUAUCAACCAAACGGAAGAUUCGCCCGAUAUUGAUUUGGGAAUUGACCUCCAAGACUACUACAUUUCAGUGGAGUGGGACGUAAUGGGCGUCCCAGCAAAAAGAAACGAAAAAUACUACAGUUGCUGUGAAGAGCCCUAUUUGGACAUCACAUUCAACAUAACCCUUCGUCGGAAAACUCUGUUCUACACCGUUAAUCUCAUAAUUCCUUGUGUUGGUAUUUCUUUCCUCUCAGUUUUGGUAUUCUACUUACCAUCAGAUUCCGGAGAGAAAAUGAGUUUGUGUAUCAGCAUUCUACUUUCACUUACUGUAUUCUUCCUCUUGUUGGCCGAAAUUAUCCCACCCACGUCCCUUGCAGUACCACUCUUGGGGAAAUUUUUGUUAUUCACCAUGCUACUAAUCACGUUUUCGGUAGUGGUAACAAUUUGUAUUCUUAACGUGAACUACCGGUCACCAGCCACUCAUAAAAUGGCCCCUUGGGUCCGAACAGUGUUCAUCGAAACGCUCCCAAAGUUUUUAUUUAUCAAGAGACCCGACAAAGAUGACGAAGACGAAGAAGAUGACAAUGACAACGGAGAUGCGCCCAAUCUGCAGAUUUGUCACAUUCACGGGUUCAACCCACCACAAGAAAUUGAUAUGCCCUUCUAUCCUUCACUCCCUUCGCCGAUAUUUCUUAGCGAGUCCGAAGCCCUUCGUCAUAGUGUUGGUGACGUUAGAAGGUUCCCGACGGAAAUAGAGAAAUCUGCAACAUCUUGCAGAUUUGUUGCUCAACAUAUGAAAAAUAAGGAUCGCUUUGAAGCUAUAGAAGAAGAUUGGAAAUACGUGGCUAUGGUUCUAGAUCGCCUGUUCCUGUGGAUUUUUACAACCAUUUGUGUAUUAGGGACCGUGCUCAUUAUUUUUGCUGCUCCAAGCUUAUAUGACACCACGAAACCGGUUGAUCUCCAGCAUUCUAAAAUUGCAAAGCAGAAAAUGAUGAUGAUGGGUCCGGAAGAAGAUUAACCAAAUGAUUCAAAUCGUAUAUCCCUUACAUCAUAUAAACAAUAAA